AUGGUUGCUGCGGAACUUCGACCGAUUGGCAUAGAUCUGUUGUACCCUACACCGUCAACGCAACAACUCCAAGAGGCUUUCAAAGGAAGGUCAUUACGAGAUCUUCCUAGUCCCGCGGCAGUCAUAGACAGGGCUAUCCUCGAGGUGAACUGCUACCAAAUGCUUGAAAAUUGUCAGGCUCUCGAUAUUAGUCUCCGCCCCCAUACCAAAACCCACAAGCUUCAGGUUGGGGAGACUACAAAAGACGUCAAGUUUGUCGUGUCCACUAUCGCCGAAAUUGAGGGAUUGCGUGAAACUUUGCUGAAUAAAAAAUUACAAGGCAAACAGAUAAAUAUCCUUUAUGGACUUCCGUUACCACCUUCUGCAUGUACCCGUCUAGCUUCUUUGGCAAAGGAACUCGGCCCUCAGACCAUUUCGGUGUUAAUUGAUCAUGUAGAUCAGUUGAAUGAGUCUGAACGGUUCUUGCAAUUGAGUGGACAGCCGCUCCAGGUCUUUUUGAAGAUCGAUACAGGAUAUCAUCGUGCUGGCCUUGAUAGCAACUCACAGGGCUUCAGCAACCUGUUAACUUACGUAUCGAGCCUUCAAAAGAGUGGAUCUGUCAAUCUUGUUGGGCUCUAUAGCCAUGCAGGCCACAGCUAUGGCAGCAACUCGAACAACGAAGCGCUCGAGUUCCUGCUUACAGAGCUUGAAGAACUCAAAAAAGCAGCCCACAAAGCGAUCACAAUACUGAAUGAAGCAUUUUUUCCAAAGCUGACACUUUCUGUUGGUGCUACACCUACGGCGUCAUCUAUCAAGGCCCUUCUUGAGGACGUUCCUUCUUCACGAUCGGACUCGGUCUCCAAACUUCAGCGUCUAGUUUCGCGCAUCAAUCAAGAUUUCACCUUAGAACUUCACGCUGGCGUGUAUCCCAUCUUGGACAUGCAACAAUUAGCUACGCAAGCCAUGCCACUCACAACCUCAGACGUGGCUCUAACCAUCCUCACAGAGGUAAACAGCCUCUACCCUCACCGCUCGCCGCCAGAAGCACUCAUCGCAGCCGGCUCCCUCGCGCUGGGUAGAGAACCUUGCAAAUCCUACCCAGGCUUCGGCAUCGUGAGUGAUUGGGGAUUUCCUCCUUCCGUGACCACUCAAGGAAAGCGCAAAGAAAUGCGUUCUGGCUGGCAAGUCGGCAGGAUUAGCCAAGAACACGGAAUCCUGACUCGAGACCCUGAAGCAUUUGAGCUCGAAGACGGGUGGCCCCUGGACUUGGAGGUGGGGCAGAAGGUACGGAUUUGGCCGAACCACGCGUGCAUUGCUGGCGCGAUGUUUGGAUUUUACUUGGUCGUAGACAGUAGGUUGGAAGGGAGAGAGGACGAAGUUAUUGAUGUCUGGGUCAGAUGGAGAGGAUGGUAA
Bacidia gigantensis is the source of this 1392-nucleotide messenger RNA. RefSeq lists its product as uncharacterized. Lineage: Eukaryota; Fungi; Ascomycota; Lecanoromycetes; Lecanorales; Ramalinaceae. Bases 1 to 1392 code for a protein of 463 amino acids. Gene Ontology annotation, biological process: D-serine catabolic process. The transcript is spliced from 3 exons. Gene Ontology annotation, molecular function: D-serine ammonia-lyase activity. The record is from RefSeq and is a predicted model, not a curated record.